This is a messenger RNA of Erigeron canadensis, 1785 nucleotides long. RefSeq names its product serine carboxypeptidase-like 40. NCBI's taxonomy places the organism in Eukaryota, Viridiplantae, Streptophyta, Magnoliopsida, Asterales, Asteraceae. The transcript has 8 exons. Gene Ontology annotation, cellular component: vacuole. The coding region runs from base 90 to 1583 and encodes 497 amino acids. The record is from RefSeq and is a predicted model, not a curated record. Gene Ontology annotation, molecular function: serine-type carboxypeptidase activity. Gene Ontology annotation, biological process: proteolysis.
CACACUAGCUAUGGAUCCAAACCCUAAAACACAUCAUCACACAAUAACAUAUCACAUUGCUCUCUAUAUCUCUAUAGAGAGAGACAACAAUGGAGAUCAAUAAAACCAUUUUGGCUCUUUUAUUGUCUCUCUUUGUCUCAACAUUUGUUCAUGAAACUUAUGCCAACAAACAAAUCCAUGCCUUGAGUCGGCUCUAUAAGGCAAAGUUGUCGAAAGACCCCGCAGUAAAUACCAGCCAUUUCGAGCCACCAAAACAUUUACACAAAGACAAAGUUGUUCUUGAUCAAACUGGCCGAAAAGAGAACGAUAAAAUUAAGAAACUUCCUGGCCAACCAUACGUGAAAUUCGACCAAUAUGGUGGCUAUGUCACCAUAAACGAAUCUGCAGGACGAGCAUUUUACUAUUACUUCGUUGAAGCUGAGAAAUCCAAGGAGUCUUUGCCACUUUUACUUUGGCUUAAUGGAGGACCGGGUUGUUCGUCUCUUGCCUAUGGAGCAAUGCAGGAACUAGGACCAUUUAGAGUCCAUAGCGAUGGAAAAUCUCUUUACCGAAACAAAUUUGCUUGGAAUCGCGCUGCGAACGUUCUGUUUUUGGAGUCACCGGCUGGAGUAGGAUUUUCAUACUCUAACAGAUCUUCGGACUACAAAAAUGGAGGUGACAAAUCAACGGCUGCUGAUAAUUAUGUGUUCUUGUUGAAUUGGCUAGAACGAUUUCCCGAGUAUAAGAAAAGGGACUUUUAUCUAGCGGGAGAGAGUUAUGCAGGGCAUUACGUGCCUCAGCUAGCCCAAACCAUUAUUUACCACAAUUUAAUCGCUAACAAGACCUUGAUUAAUCUCAAAGGAAUCCUUAUUGGAAAUGCGGUGAUCAAUGAUGAGACAGACACAAUGGGGAUGUAUGAUUACUUUGGUUCACAUGCUCUAAUCUCAGAUGAAACUGCUUCUGCAAUCCGCAAAACUUGUGAUUUUUCUCCAAAUGCAGCCACUCAGCCAGAAACUUGCAUUGAUGCCACAAAUGAUGCUGAUUAUAACAUUGAAGCAAUUGAUAUCUACAACAUCUAUGCCCCUUUAUGCUUCGAUGGAAAUCUUACCACCAAACCGAAGAAGACAUCAUGGCAGAAUAUUGAUCCUUGUAGCGACUACUACACCUAUGCUUAUAUGAACCGAGAAGAUGUUCAAGAGGCUAUCCAUGCUAAUGUCACCAAACUCGAGCAUGAUUGGGAACCUUGCAGUGAAGUACUCAAAGGUUGGCAAGAUAGCGCAACAACGAUCAUUCCACUGCUUAAGGAAUUUAUGAAGUAUAAGCUUCGUGUUUGGGUAUUCAGUGGAGACACAGAUGCAAGAGUACCCAUCACUUCAACCAAGUACUCCAUUAAUUCAAUGAAGCUUUCUAUAAAAACUAAAUGGCAUCCAUGGCUUCAACAGGGAGAGGUAGCCGGAUAUGCACAAGUUUACAAAGGAGAUUUAACAUUAGCCACUGUUCGAGGGGCAGGGCACCAAGUGCCAAGCUACCAACCGAAAAGGGCACUUUCACUCGUCAAGCACUUUUUAAGAGGAAAACCGCUACUGGAUUCUUCAAAGGGAUGAUGUGAUUCGAUAUAGGACUCUUGAUAAAUUAUUCUUUCACAAAUAUGAAGAUGUUUUCUGUUCUUAAAGUUGAUUAAUUUGUAAUUAGGCCAAUUUAAUUGUUGAUCAUUGGUGAUAUAAAGGCAAUUUUUUCUUGAAAUUUUCAACAACCAUAAACAAAUAUUAUGUUUAGAAAUGAAAAUCUGAUGAAUUGUUGUUGUAA